Molecule: messenger RNA, 1845 nt
Organism: Euleptes europaea (tarantolino)
Lineage: Eukaryota; Metazoa; Chordata; Lepidosauria; Squamata; Sphaerodactylidae
Gene: HPSE2
Product: heparanase 2 (inactive)
Exons: 12
Coding region: 1-1743 (580 amino acids)
Cellular component (GO): extracellular matrix; membrane
Molecular function (GO): hydrolase activity, acting on glycosyl bonds
Source: RefSeq, a predicted model, not a curated record
AUGCCCUGCCCCGGCGCCGGCCCUCCCGGCUUGCUGGCCCUGGUGGCCCCGGGGCUGGCGCUGCUGGCCCACCUCGCCUUCCCCGUCCCCUCGCGGGCCGGCCCGCCGCAGGGCGCCGCCGGUGCCGCGGCGGGCCGCACGCUGGUGCUGCUGGACGUGAGCGCCCGCAGCCCCCUGCGCCUCACCAGCCCCCACUUCCUCUCGCUCCAGCUCGACCCCUCCGUCCUCCACGACGGCUGGCUCGACUUCCUCAGCUCGCGGCGCCUGGUGACCCUGGCGCGGGGCCUGGCGCCCGCCUUCCUCCGCUUCGCCGGCAAGAGGACCGACUUCGUGCAGUUCCAGAACGUGAAGAACCCGGCCAAGAGCCGCGGCGGACCCGGGCCAGACUACUACCUCAAGAACUACGAGGACGAUAUCAUUCGCAGUGAUAUUGCCUUAGACAAGCAGAAAGGCUGCAAGAUCGCCCAGCACCCAGACAUCAUGUUAGAGUUACAGAGGGAAAAAGCAGCUCAGAUGCACCUGGUUCUCCUCAAGGAGCAAUUCUCCAACACCUACACCAAUCUCACGCUAACAGCCAGGUCUCUAGACAAACUCUAUAACUUUGCUGACUGCUCUGGCCUCCACCUCAUCUUUGCAUUGAAUGCUCUGCGUCGGAACCCCAACAAUUCUUGGAACACCUCCAACGCCCUCAGCCUGCUCAAGUACAGUGCUAGCAAGAAAUACAACAUCUCCUGGGAGCUGGGCAAUGAGCCAAAUAAUUAUCGAGCCUUGACAGGGCGAGCUGUGAAUGGCACCCAGUUGGGCAAGGAUUACAUACAGCUGAAGAGUCUGCUGCAGCUGAUCCGCACUUACUCUCGAGCCAGCCUAUACGGACCAAACAUUGGGAGGCCUAGGAAGAAUGUUGUGUCCCUCUUGGAUGGGUUCAUGAAGGUGGCAGGCAAUACGGUGGAUGCUGUUACCUGGCAACAUUACUACCUUGAUGGCCGAGUGGCCAAGGUGACGGACUUCCUGAAAACGCGCCUGUUAGACACACUCUCUGACCAGAUCAGGAAAAUCCAGAAAGUUGUCAAUUCACAUGUGCCGGGAAAAAGGAUUUGGCUGGAAGGCAUCGGGGCCACCUCGGAAGGAGGCACCACCAACCUCUCGGAUUCUUAUGCUGCCAGCUUCUUGUGGCUGAACUCUCUCGGGAUGCUGGCCAGCCAAGGCAUUGAUGUGGUGACGCGUCACUCAUUUUUUGACCACGGGCACAGCCAUCUUGUGGACCAGAACUUCAACCCGUUGCCGGAUUACUGGCUGUCGCUGCUCUACAAACAGCUCGUUGGGCCCCGGGUACUUGCCGUGCAUGUGGCUGGACUGCAACAGAAACCUCACCCCGGAAGGGUAAUUCGUGACAAGUUGCGCAUCUAUGCUCACUGCACCAGCUACCACAACCACAAUUAUGUCCGUGGUUCUAUCACGCUCUACAUCAUCAACCUGCACCGGUCCCGGAAGAAAAUCAAGCUGGUGGGUACCCUUCGAGACAAACUUGUCCACCAAUAUGUGCUGCAGCCCUAUGGUCAGGAAGGGCUGCACUCUAGGUCCAUGCAGCUUAAUGGGCAGCUGCUGACCAUGGUGGACGAUGGAUCCCUGCCUCAUCUGAAGCCCCGUCCUCUUCGUCCCGGCCGGACCCUGGUUAUCCCACCGCUCACCAUGAGUUUCUACGUGGUAAAGAAUGUCAAUGCUCUGGCCUGCCGGUAUCGGUAGCUUCGCCCACUCCAUUGCCAAGAACAGACCUGCUAGGCCUCUCAAGGCACCCCUUUGGCAAAGUGCUGGCUUCUCAGGUAGGUGUGGCAGACAGCACAAGGA